Miscanthus lutarioriparius is the source of this 774-nucleotide messenger RNA. Lineage: Eukaryota; Viridiplantae; Streptophyta; Magnoliopsida; Poales; Poaceae. The record is from the annotation of a GenBank genome assembly.
AUGGCGUCGAAGCAGCCGGCCGCGGGCGAAGCCCUUGCGGUCCAAAUCAAUGGCAUGUCCCGCUCCGAGAUGUACGACAUGAUGUCCAAGAUGAAGAGCAUGAUCGACCACGACCAGGAGACGGUGCGCCGCAUGCUUGUUGACAACCCGGAAGUCACCCGUGCGCUCUUUCGGGCGCAAGUGGUCCUUGGAAUGGUGAAAACACCAAAAACUGCACAAUCUUCAGACAUGGUCCCACCCACAGCAGUGCCAACAGCACCUUCCUCAGUCAAAACUACUGCACCAGAUCAUGUCAGCUUGCCUCCACCCCCAUUACCUUCUAACCAGCAGAGUGUUGCUCAACUUUCUGCCCCGUUUCCAUCUGGCUUGUCUAAUGUGGGAUCGACGAUGGACAUUCCUACUAUUUCAGCAAACCCACCACAACCAACACAAGCAAAAGGAUACCCUAUCCAUCAGAUGCUUUCAUCAGCUUCUCAGCCAUCUCAACAUCCAAAUAUGGCCCUGCCUCAUGCUCCUCCACAGUAUUCCAAUCUUCCAUCACAUAUACCUAUAGUUCAUAGUCAGCCACAGCAACCUUUGCAAAGUCCUGCAAUAUAUAAUCAACAGUUGCAACCACCUUUGCCCCAAUUGUCUAGGCCACCAUCUAUGCAGUCCUUUGCUCAUCAGAUGUAUCCACAAGUAUCAAAUUCAUUUGGGUUGACUCAUGCAAAUGCUCCGCAGCACAUGUUACAACAACCGAUGUUUCAUUUAAGAUUCUAUGCUGAAUCCAUAUGA